CCGCCAUCCUGAGAUGCGAUGGGCUUGGUGUCGCGGGACCUGGGUGGCCUUAGUGGAGGGACACACCAUCGGCCGGGCGGCCAUAGCAGACAAGAAACGACGAGAGACAGCUGCUGCCGCGGCAGCUCAAGAUGAUGAUGGCAGCUGGUCGGCCGACGAGGGCACGUUGGAGGUGCUGUCCUUCGAGGCCGUCGAGCUCGGUUCCAGCAUUCGCAUCCCCUACCCUCCCCCCUCAUCUGAUCUGCCCGCCGCCCCCUCCGCCCCCGUCAACCUGCCCGCACUCAAGACCGUCGACAACAUACCCAGCGAGUGCCUGGCUGCUCGCGUGGGGCGCCAGUGGCGGACACCUGCCGUGAAGACGCUCAUCACUCGAGGCUAUUUCAGUGCGUCAGAGGAGGCUGUGAAGGCGUGGGUGGUCGACUGUGAGGCCAUUGAGGUGCUCGACCCCGCCAUUUUGGGCGCCGCCGAUGCGGCGGAUGUGCUGAGUGCGCUGCCCGCUCACGGGAAGUCGCUCGGGUCACUUCGCACACUGCGAGGCGUCUGGAUCGGUAGCAGCUCCGCCGACAUCGACCGACUGCGUGAGGUGUUGGUGGCGAGGGGGGUCAAGCGGUGGAUCAGCGAGCUCAAGAUCGACAUGGGUGGCCAUCUGGGGAACACAGACGAGGAAUGGGAGAGACUGCAGAAGACCGCACAGCUCGUGUGAGGACAGAUAAGAAGGGAGAGGGGUUCAACCCCAGAUGUGCUCGUCUUUUCGUGGUGCAUUUCUGCAGUGACGCUGUGGCGCAUCGUGAGGCGUUGUCGAGGCGCAUUGUGGGCAACAUCAUUUGGCGUGGAUCCAUCGACCUGGAGCUCAUCUCCCGCACCAGCAGCAGCGGCACUCCCCUUAUGCAGCGGAUCAUUGACAACUACGCCAAGGGAGCCCACGUCGUCGCCUACAGCGGAGGUGACGAGGCCAUCCCUGCAGCCAUCACCGACGACUCAUUCCCAGCCGCCCACACCCUGCAGCUGCUGGACGAUGCCCUCGACGAUGAGGCCAAGAAGGAGCGCGCCCUCAAUAUCGCCUCACACAUGCCCAGCCUAUCGUGUAUCAAGACAGGAGACGGCGAGGUCGGGGAGGUGAUGGACGCACCCGUCCGUGAGGUCUGGCGCUUUCUCGAGUGGCUGCAGGAGGCGCUGGUCAGCAAGGGGAGGGAGAGGAGCCUGACGCUGGAGAUCGUCGUGUCGGCCGCCGACUUCACAGCACCCCUCAGCGGUGGCCGAAGCCCGGCGCUGUGGGGUCAGGGCAGUAACGCCAAACGGCCGCCGAUCGAGAAAGUGUCCGUCUCUAUUGAUGGUGAGCGGUGACGGGAAUAAGCAGGGACAGCCGUUGGCCGCGUCGUCGGUGCAUGGCGAUCAUGUUUGUGCACUGUGUUCGUGUUCAAUUUACCGCAGGCGAUGUAGCGGAUGACGAGUUGGAGAGAUGGUACCAGCACGUGAUGGCCUCGCUCAACUCAUUCAACCACAAGCUCAAGGUGCGACGCGCACCACCCACACACACAGAUGACUCACUGCCGGACAAUGAAUGACAGGGCCACAAGAGGACCACUGUGUGCUUUGAGGACGACGCCGUGCGCACCUACUUCGAGCAGCGUUUCCUGGCUGAGCUGGCCGGACUCAACCUCAAUGGCGGCCCGUACGAGUUCAGCUUCUCCGAUUUCUCGCUGGUUGUUGAGCGGCUGGACACAUAGGUAAGACGCAAAGCGUUUGCACGCCGCCGAAGUGCCUUGAGCGUCUGUCAGCCUGUGUGUGCUGUACUGUGCUGCGUCAGGUCGGCACAGAAGCAUGACACGACACCGGUAGCUGGCCGUUGAUGGGCGGAUGGAUGGAUGGAGGGAUGGCUGCUGCCGUGAGUGAGCAGCUUGAUGGCGUGUACAGGCGGUGGACAGACAGUUAGGCACCUAGAUCGACGGCUGGAUGGAGGGGUACUUUACUCAGCCAUCGCUUAUGCCCACCACGGCCAAGACAUGACAGGGCGGUCGGUGAUUCUGCAUGUGUAGCUACUUGUUUCCUUGCUCGAUGCGUGCGUGCAUUGCUGUUGGUGUCCAUGACCUACCUGCCGCCUCACUGUUGUGUGAAUGAAAAUGCAUGCGUCUGUGCCUUCCCAAAUCAAGG
Molecule: messenger RNA, 2151 nt
Organism: Vitrella brassicaformis
Lineage: Eukaryota; Vitrellaceae
Source: the annotation of a GenBank genome assembly